Molecule: messenger RNA, 1111 nt
Organism: Anthonomus grandis grandis
Lineage: Eukaryota; Metazoa; Arthropoda; Insecta; Coleoptera; Curculionidae
Gene: CCAP
Product: cardioactive peptide
Exons: 4
Coding region: 565-1008 (147 amino acids)
Source: RefSeq, a predicted model, not a curated record
UAAUCUUAUUAGGCCUACUUCUAAAAUUAUGUAUUGGGUAUUAUAAUAAACGCCGUGCCAACACAACUAAUUCGUUAAUAAACUAUACAUAUACAUGUAUUGUGCGCCUUGUUCGGGAUAUUGAUGCUUCUCCGAAUUAAGAUUCUCAGGAUGUGUCGGCACUCGGCAGUCGGGCGAGGAGUAAAAACAGUUUUACGAAAGACAGCGUAGUGUUAAGUAUGCGGUUGCAUCCUGGCCGGUGUUACGACUAGUUUAUAAAUCUUUUCGUAAAUUUAAUAAAAAUACAGUCCACUUUAAAACUCUUUUAUUUCGAGACGCAACCUAAAGGUUUAACAUAUUUUGGUCCUAUCGAUUCCGGAUGCAACCCCUUAACGCUUCGAUACAUCAACUUACGCAAGUCUAGCAACACAGCUAGACAACUUACGCGAGUCUAGCAACACGGCUAGCAAACCUCGCGAACUUAGCAACACAGCUACAAAAUCAGCAACACAGCUGGACAACUAAAACAGUGUGGUCGUACAAGUCAUCAGUGGCAUCGCAGCAAAUAAGCAAAAGCAACUUGGUAUGCCAACAUUAGCAGUAUUAUUUAUUACAUUGCAUUUAGCAAUUAUUGUCAUCAUGGAAUCUGAUGGAAUGUUUCUCCCAAAACGGAUAACACCUUAUCUAAAUGCCAGAGAAAAAAUUAUUAUGGACCCUAAGAAAAGACCAUUUUGUAAUGCUUUUACAGGUUGUGGUCGAAAACGGUCUAAUCUCCCAGCUCUCACCCAUACCGGUGAAGAAGUCGAAAAUCCUAUCAACAGCUUAUUAGAACUGAGUGCUGAGCCUGCCGUAGAAGAUUUAUCAAGACAAAUCAUGUCCGAGGCAAAACUAUGGGAGGCGAUUCAAGAAGCCAAUCUGGAAGUGAGCAGACAUAAACAUCAACCAAUUAACAACGGUGAUAAUGAAGAUAUCGGUCUUUUAGAUCGAAGUGCUGCUUCUUCCUGUGCGUUGCCGCCGUGUUAUAUUUAAUAUCAUCAUAUUAAAAAUGGCAUUGCAAGAUAUAGUUGCAUAUACUUGACUUUAUUGAACUGAGUAACUAGUUUAAAUGAAAUAAAGUUCUUUACCUUAAUAA